AUGAUAUCCGUUGGUUCUUGGAGUAUUAUUGGACACGCAGUAACCGUCGUGUUGGACAGUGGAAAGCCAAAAAAGAGAGCUGCUGUGAGUGGAUAUUUGAUUGGACGCGAUCCUGUCGAUCUCGGUUUAAUUUUGAUAAAAGGCGAGUUCAAAAAAUUUUAAAAUUUGAUUUUUACAUCAAAAGAAAGUUCGGUUUGCAGAUAACAUGGAAACACUUGAGUUGGUUCCCGGUCCCUCGGUGAAAAAAUUGAAGGAAGUCGACAUCGAAGACGUGGACCCGAAUGUUCUCAACAUUACACUGAAGAAAAUAUCAGGCAGUAGUCAUGACAUUGAAGCGGAUUCAGAAAGCAUCAUUAGAGAGAGGUAUGGUUCACACAGUAAAUCCAGAUUUUAAUUCGAAAAAUUUCCCAGAUGUCUAAAAAUCAUCAACUAUCUUGCGUCACAUCAUUUAGAAGUUGAGAAAAAAACAGAAAAUCUGUAUGUGAUUGCGGGAGCAGUGAAGUUCGAGCGACCGUUCCGUCUGAAUAACUUCUACUGCGAUAUUCCAAUUGUCCUGAAACGUAUUCUGAAGCUCGUUGAGGCGAUCGAUAAUUGA
Molecule: messenger RNA, 595 nt
Organism: Caenorhabditis sp. 36 PRJEB53466
Lineage: Eukaryota; Metazoa; Nematoda; Chromadorea; Rhabditida; Rhabditidae
Source: the annotation of a GenBank genome assembly